Molecule: messenger RNA, 1260 nt
Organism: Papaver somniferum (opium poppy)
Lineage: Eukaryota; Viridiplantae; Streptophyta; Magnoliopsida; Ranunculales; Papaveraceae
Product: F-box/kelch-repeat protein At3g23880-like
Exons: 1
Coding region: 1-1260 (419 amino acids)
Molecular function (GO): protein binding
Source: RefSeq, a predicted model, not a curated record
AUGGAAGGAAGCAGCACCAGUAAAGGGGAUCUCCUCGUGCGUGUCGAAGAUUUAUUGAUUCAGAUUUUUGUAUGCCUACCGGUGAUAUCCCUGUUGCGAUUCAAGACAGUCUGCAAAUCAUGGCGAGCAAUCAUCGAAAGCUCUGAUUUCAUCCAUCGCCAUGCUAUUAACAAUAACGAUUCGGCGGCAACAAAUAAACUAGGUACUUUCAUCUUUCAAUAUAAUCGUCUUGGUGUUACAAAUAGGGGUCGGCACCGGCUACCACACUUCUUUGUGUUAUCCUCCUCCUCUGGCAGUUCUACUACUACUUCCAAUGAUGAUUACCCUUGGUUGUACAAAGAUUUAGGAAUUCCGAUCGGAGACAUGGUUCUAGAGCGUGAACGCCCGGUAAGAAUGGUUGCUUCUUGUCAUGGAAUUAUUUGUUUUUAUCAAAAACUUUCUAGAGAUAUUGCUCUGUGGAACCCUGCCACAAAACAAUUCAGAUUUCUACCCAAAUCGUUACCCCUCCCGGAAGGAAAAUUUGGUAGAUUUCUAUCUGACUAUGUUGGGUUUGGUUUUGAUACACUAACUAAAGAUUACAAAGUCCUACUUAUUACGUCAUUCGAUUCAGAUUACGAAGAAACCAAAAAAAAGAACGCAGUUCAGGUUUACUACGUGCGUACUAAUUCUUGGAGGUGGUGCGUAAACAUUGAUCUACCUACUUAUUGCAUUUCAAGGAGUAAUACUGCUCAUAAUCACGGAGUCUACCUAAAUGGUCAUUAUUUACUUUUAGCAUUUCAAUUUUACGCAACCUUGGAUGAUGAUGGAGAGUCGUGUAUUGGUAGGGAGACAGUGGUGAUAUCAUUUGAUUUAAGCAAUGAAACUUAUAGAAUUAUACCAGCUCCGACGGAUGAUGAUGUUCGGCUAGAUAUCAGAGGAAAAGAUGGAAAAAUUGUUUGUGUUACUCAUCUACUGCCCGAUGAUCGCAAAUGUCAAGUAUAUUUGUUGAAUGACGACAACGGGUACUCUUGGACUAAACUGUAUGAGACUAAUAUGUAUCAGCCUCACAGUUGUCUUGGUCCUAUGGCGAUUUCGAAUGAUGGGUUAUGUGGUUUUUUGCGAGGUUCAGAUGGUUAUGGUCUCAUGUCAUACAACUUGGAAACUCAGGAAAUGAGAGAUAUUCAAAUUCCUAAUGUCAGUUUCAGUGAUGUAUUAGUGCAGACAGCUCAUAUCUAUAAGGAGAGCUUAGUUUCUAUCUGCGCUAAUGAUACAACAUUGUGA